Messenger RNA from Episyrphus balteatus (marmalade hoverfly), 4031 nucleotides. RefSeq names its product locomotion-related protein Hikaru genki (gene hig). The record is from RefSeq and is a predicted model, not a curated record. Bases 23 to 2986 code for a protein of 987 amino acids. The transcript has 8 exons. Lineage: Eukaryota; Metazoa; Arthropoda; Insecta; Diptera; Syrphidae.
AAACAACAGCAAAAAAAAAACCAUGAAAAUCUUACGAAGAAGAAGUUACUCUUCGGCAGGAGGACGACGAUCGGUCCUACUUGCCGUUGCUUUGAGUGCGACCUUCUUGUUUGGAUAUUUGGAUAUGAACGUUGUUAGUGCUAGUGGAACGGCGCCGGUGGCUGAUACUCCUUCAACUCCGGAGCCAGAUCCAGCACCAGGAUGCAGGGCACCCGAAAUCCGUUACAUCAAACCAAAGGCAGUUGAACCAACAACCGAAGCAUCUUACGUUGACUUUGAAACUACUCAAAUUUACUUACCUGAAGAUUUUACCACGUCCGAUGGUGAUUCCAUCGAGCACAUAAACAUUGACCUCUCCAGUAGCCAUACAGACUCAGCCAUCAAUCCGUAUCAAAUUGACAUGGACGGUGGCGGUGGUGGUGUGGGCAAUGCUGCCGCCUUACACAGCGGCGAAGCUGAAGAAGAAAAUGGCACCGAAGAUCCUUUGGCAAGACGACAACGUUUACGAAUGGAGCGUAAAAUGGGUAAAAAACGUCGAGCUGGUGGACGCCGGAGACGUUUGGAAAACGAGAAUGGUCAAAGUCGUGGAACGGGCAGUGGCCGAGGCAGUCGAUACAAGCGUCACGCCAUUCACAAGGACGACUCACCAGCAGCCGAGCACGACAAAUGGAGUGGUGCGAAACUAGCUGCCGAAGGUGAAGUCUACUACGUGCACCUGGACGAUUUGCUCAAUUCGAAAUCCUUAAAUAAGGAACUGCGACAAAAACUUCAUAAAAUGAAGCAAAAGCACCUCAAGGAACGUUCGAAUAAAUGUUCCCCCACCGGCGGAAGCAGUGGCGACAAAAAGAACACAGACUCGUCGUGCAAAACAAAACCAAACUACAAAAAUGGUAACAAGAAUAAACAGCACCAACAGCAGCCGGUUGCAGUUGCUGGGGAUGUUGUCGUUGACGGAAAUGAGCCAAUUCCGAAACAAGCCCCGAAUCACUCCUCAGACAAUGGACCACCCAAACGUCAUCAUCGCACAAAAAGGUCAUCGUUGAGAGGAGCUGCCAAUGAUGGUCUUGAUGGUGGCAAACACAACCAAGAUGAGGAGGAAGUCCUGACACAACGACGACAACAUAGAGAAAAUAACAACGACAUCGAAACAACAAAUAUUGACAACAGCAAGGAUGGCUACUUGGAUGAUGGUAAGAGUAGCAGUAGUCAAUUGUCAGCUCAGAAGAAUAGCAAAGGCAAUACAACGAGCACGUUACAACUUGGUGCAGGAUUAAGGCAUGAUAAUGGCAGCACAGCAGACGACGACGGCAGCGAGGCGGGAACCGCAGACAAUUUGCAACGGGUUAAGAGAAAAUCUGGCAAAACGACAGGAGCUCUCAGUCGUCCCAAGGGUGGUGGAGACUCUGGAUCGAAGACUACCAGUCGAAAGGAUAAAGGAGCCUUUGAAGAAGAAGGUGGCUAUUCGCCCGUUCAUCCAGACGAAGAAGAAUCCGAAGAAGAAGAAGUUGAAGAAGCCGAUUCUGAUGAACAAGUACAUUUUACAGAAGUUUCUGAAAUACGUUUCCCUGGUGAAAUUGGUCCUCUUGGUGACCGACGUCUUUGUAAAAUUCGUUGCAUUAAAGGCAAAUGGGUGGGCCCAUUAUGUGCUACAAAUGAGGAGGAUGAACAUGGACACAUCAAAUUUCAACCGUUAUACAAAAGCUGCCACGUCAAUCGAAUCCCGCCACAUUUACUCCUGAGUUACCGUAACAUUUCUGUGAACAUUGGAUGGGAUUUGCCACAUGGGCAUUCGCUGCAAGCUCGUUGUAAAGAUCUCGGCCUCUAUAAAUUGCUCGGCGAGUCACGAGUCCUAUGCUCGAACGGUCUCUGGGCGCCACGUAUGCCAUCGUGCGUCCCCACAACGCUACUAACAAACUUCUCCGACGAUAGUGCACCAUCGAUCCGUAUAAAAAUUGGUUCCGGCUCAGGGGCUUUCGAGCCGUCCGGAGUGUUGGCCGUUUUGCCCAGCAGCACUAUUCACAUGGACUGCAUGUAUCCGAGAGCUCGUGGUACGCCCGAAUGGACCUGGACCAGCUGGUACAUGCAAUACAAUACGGGUUGGUCAACAGUGCAUGAGGAAAAAUCUACAAAAUAUCGCCUAACCAUCAAGGACAUACAGAACAGUGAUUCGGGAACAUUUACGUGCACUUCGCCGCGUGGCCUAACUAACAGCAUUUCAAUUAUUGUGGCAACAUCAACAUGUCCACAGCUAACAGAGCCGGCUGCACCGUUGUCACUACGACUGGAGGGUAAUAAGUUGGGUCAACGAGCGCUGUAUAGAUGUCCCCAAGGCUACCGGGUAGAUGGUACGGUAAAUUCAACCUGUCUGGCUUCGGGUAAUUGGUCUACGCCACCACCUACGUGUCAGGCGGUCCAGUGCCCUCGUCUGAUAUUGGAGGAUUCGCAUCUUAGUCUGGUCGAGUUGAAUACGUCGGCUUGGGGUCGGGCGGUAUUUAAGUGUCAGUGGGGCUUCAAGCUGAACGGACCACCUGGAUUGGAAUGUGAGCCGAGUGGUGUUUGGAGUGGACCUGUGCCGAGAUGUAGAGCUAUCCAAUGUCCGGCACCGCUAGUGCCACUCAAUGGCCGCAUCGGUGGAACCAGCGGCUCGAGUAGUCAUCGUCGCUACGCUGUUGGUGCUCUAGUGACGUUUAGCUGCAACGAAGGCCACCUGCUGGUGGGUGAGGCAAGCAUUGUCUGCACCGAAACUGGAUUUUGGUCCCAUCCGCCGCCAUUCUGCAAAUCUCAGUGUCCGUAUCCGGGAGAUCCACCAAACGGUCUAAUAGCACCGCUCAAAUUCAAUUACGAUUCCGGUGACUUCCUUAGCGUUCAAUGUCGGCCAGGCUUUGUCGAAUAUAGCCCCGCUGGGCCACCAGAACGUCCAAAAUGCCUGCCCGAUGGCAAUUGGUCGGGACCAGUGCCGCAAUGUCGCAGUUACGAGGACGUGUAGCUCUUAAGGUAUCGACAGAGUGCUGCCACCGAGGAGGCUAAUGCCACAGCACUAGCUGCUACGGUAUUAGAGUGACAGUGCGAGUAAAUUGGCACUGAAGGCGGAAUGUAAAAGAAAAAAAUAUAGAAAAAAAGGAAAAAAAAAAUGCAAAAAAAAAUAGAAAAAAGGGUGUACAGUUAGAAAAAGCAAAAAAAAAAAAUAUUAUUAAAAGAAAAGGAUUAGAACUGAAAAAUACACAAAAGAAAAUAAGAAAAAAAUAUAAGUAACAAAAAGCCUGCACAGUUUAAGAAGAGUGGGGGAGAGAGAGAGAGAGAGGGAGAAAGGUUAUAUUUGAAGGUAGAAUGAUGAUUGUUCGUUAUAAACAUGAGAAUUUGAGAUUUUUAGUUUUGUACUUCAUGAUAUGUAAAAUUGCAUAAGCAGGGUGAUAUCUAGAUAAAAGAAAAAAAAAAAAAUAAUGACAAACAAAAAAAAAAAUUAUUGAAUAUACAUUCAAUUUUUUUUCCACAAACACACACAUACUCAUUCACUAUAGGUAUACAAACAAAAAAAAAUCUUUCACACACAUUUAUAGUCACAAAAUAUUAUAAGCACCACGCAGCGCAUUCAUAUACCUACCAUUAAAAUUAUUUACAAAAAGAAAAAUUUAAAAGAACACCAAUAAAUAGAUAAAUUUGUACACUCCGUGUCACUAGAUUGAGGUUAUAUUUUUACUACCUAACCUGAUUGGUAUAAACAGAAACGAAACUUGAAUUUGAUGACUUUUACGAGCAAAUCGACACUUAAUGGUGAGAAAGAACAAGAAAAUAAUUAAGUAAAUGAUAACUUCCCCAAUAUAUUGUACAAAAUGGCCUAGCUUAAUUGGUAUAAAUAGACAAAAAAAAUUCUUGUCUGUGAUGGUUUUUAUGAAGAAAGUAAAACACCUUUCGGACAAACUAAGCUUGUUAUCCCUUAAAAUGAAUUAAUUUAACGUUAAACGGGUAUAAACAAGUCAAUACUGAAUGGUAUAAAAACAAAAUCAUUACUCUGGUGCUUUUUUUUUUGCAGA